Messenger RNA from Pterocles gutturalis (yellow-throated sandgrouse), 1120 nucleotides. Its product is annotated as diacylglycerol kinase beta-like. The transcript is spliced from 11 exons. Gene Ontology annotation, molecular function: ATP-dependent diacylglycerol kinase activity. Gene Ontology annotation, biological process: intracellular signal transduction; diacylglycerol metabolic process; lipid phosphorylation. Gene Ontology annotation, cellular component: plasma membrane. NCBI's taxonomy places the organism in Eukaryota, Metazoa, Chordata, Aves, Pterocliformes, Pteroclidae. The record is from RefSeq and is a predicted model, not a curated record. The annotation marks the transcript as partial.
AUGCAGCACACCUGGAUCGAGGGCAAUUCCCCUGUCAAGUGUGACAGAUGCCACAAGAGCAUCAAGUGCUACCAGGGCAUCACCGGUCUGCACUGCGUCUGGUGCCAAGUCACCGUGAGUACGCGGGCGGGGGGNNNCGUGAAGCCGGAGUGCGACGGGGGCCCGCUGCGGGACCACAUCUUGCUGCCUUCCUACAUCUGCCCUGUCGUCCUGGACAGGCAGUCCCACUGCCGGCGGUCAGAGAGUGACUCCCCUGCCAGCACCAGCCCCGAGGACAACCAGGGCUUCAAGUUCAACUCCACAGGGGACGGGCAAGGUCUGCAGAUCAGCCCCCGGCCUGGGACGCAUCCCCUCCUGGUGUUUGUGAACCCCAAGAGCGGAGGAAGGCAAGGGGAGAGAGUCCUCCGGAAAUUUCACUAUCUGCUCAACCCGCGCCAAGUGUACAACCUGGACCGUGGUGGGCCCGCACCGGGGCUCAGCUUCUUUCGGGAUACUCCGGAUUUCCGCGUCCUGGCGUGCGGAGGGGAUGGCACGGUGGGCUGGAUCCUGGACUGUAUAGACAAGGCGAACUUGGCAAAACACCCGCCGGUGGCCGUCCUGCCCCUGGGAACAGGCAACGACCUGGCCCGGUGUCUGCGCUGGGGAGGAGGCUAUGAAGGAGGCAACCUGAUGAAGGUCCUGAAAGACAUCGAGCACAGCACAGAGGUGAUGCUGGACCGCUGGCAUAUCGAUGUUGUUCCUAGCGACACAGAGGACAACGGAGACCCUGUCCCCUCCACCAUCAUCAACAACUACUUCUCCAUUGGGGUGGAUGCCUCCAUUGCCCACCGCUUCCACGUCAUGCGAGAAAAGCACCCUGAGAAAUUCAACAGCAGGAUGAAGAACAAGCUGUGGUACUUUGAAUUUGGGACAUCGGAGACCUUCGCGGCCACCUGCAAGAAGCUCCAUGACCACGUCGAGGUGGAGUGCGAUGGGACCCUGCUAGACCUGAGCAACACGUCCCUGGAAGGGAUCGCCGUCCUCAACAUCCCCAGCAUGUACGGCGGCUCCAACCUCUGGGGCGAGACCAAGAAGCAGCGCAGUUACAACCGGCUGGGGAGGGAAACGCCCGGGGAACAGC